AUGGUUAGUGAUAACGACCUUGAUCUGGAUUAUGAAGAACCAGUUCAAUACUUUCCUCAAAGAGUUUCAAGAAGAUCAGCCAAAAAGAACUAUUGGAAACAAAUUUCUGAUUUCUUUCAAAAUUCAUUCGUACCUGAAUUUGAUGAUUCAUUACUUAUAGAAGCUGUUGAAGAUUGUGCUGAAUGGAAACGUUACACAGAACAAGAUGUUGAUGAUAUAGAGAUCCUUUAUGAACGUAAUAAUGGGAAAGGACGUGUCUUAUCGACUUUAUCUUCAGAUGAUGAAGAUGAUUUCAUCCAUAGAGAAUUGGAAAAAUUCAAAUUGGAUGGUAAACUUUGGGUUUUAUCAGGUCUUUUCCAAGCUCCAUAUACUGAUAAAAAGAAAAAAUUUGAAUUUGCUUUACCUCAAGGUAAAGGUUUAAAAGUUUUAAAUACUGUUCAAGAUUUCAAAUUACCUUGGAAUAUAUACUGUCCAACAAUUGACGGUGAGAGAAAUAUUGUUAAAUGGAAACAUGGUUUGAAACGUAAUCAAUGGUUAUUAGAAAAUCCAUUUAUUGCUAAAAAACAAGUUAAUGAAGUUUGUUCUUGUACUGGUGUAAGAUGUGGUAGUACAUGCUUGAAUCGUUCAGUUCAAAUUGAAUGCACUCCAAAUAAUUGUAAAUUUGGUGAUCAAGAUUGUGGUAACAGAGCUUUUGCUGAUUUAAUGAAUGCUUAUCGUGAUCAUAGUAAAUAUGCUUUUGGUUGUGAAGUUUUACAAACUGAUAAAAAAGGGUGUGGUUUACUAUCAAUUAGAUCCUUUAAUGCUGGUUCUCUGGUUGUUGAAUACACUGGUGAAGUUAUUCAUCUUGAUGAAGUUGAACAUAGACUGAAUACAAUCUAUAAAGAAUCUGAUAGUUAUUACUUUUUAGGUCUUGAAGAAGAAUAUGUUAUUGAUGCUGGUCAAAAAGGUUCAGUUGCAAGAUUUGCUAAUCAUUCAUGUGAUCCAAAUGCUGAAAUGCAAAAAUGGUACGUUAAUGGUGAACCAAGAAUUGGUUUAUUUGCUAAAAGAUCUAUUGAAGCUGGUGAGGAAAUUACUUAUGAUUAUAAUUUUGAAUGGUUUGAAAAUGGUGAACCUCAAAAAUGUUAUUGUGGAUCUAAGAAUUGUCAUGGUUUUAUAGGUAAAGCUCCUAAUAAUGAAGAUGAUUCAGAUGAUGAACCAGCUGAUAAAAGAGGUAUCAAAGUUUCUCAUCCUUCAAAAGCUACAACUAUUUAUUCAUCAGAUUCAUCUUCAGACUCAGAUCUUGAAGAUUUUGACCAAGUUGAUCUUGUUGAAGCCUUGGAAAAUUUUAAUCAUGAUUAUGAUGCAAAUAAAGCAAAAUUGAAUAAUAAAAAUUCCAAAGGGAAAUAUUCACCAGGUGCUAAAUUAAAAGAAGUCAUGGUUGGUGAGGAUAAUAAGAAUAAUAAUAAAGAGAAUAUUGAAAAUAAUAAAUCUACACCUAAGAAGGCUAAUACAUCAGAAUCAAAACCAUUAAGGGAAGAGUUUGAAAAACAAUCAACUAAAUUGAAACAACCUGAACAAAAAACUUCCAAUGUUAGAGGAGCUCAAAGUCAACCACCUGCUGAUCCAAGAAAACAACCUUCCAAGAGAAAUGAAGCUAAAAAGACAACAGACAGUUCUAGACCAAGUUCCAAAGAUACCUCAUCUACAAGAAGAAAUAAUUCACCAUAUGCCCCAGAAUAUCCAGAUGAUAAACCUGUCAAACGUACUUCUAGAAGAAAUAUGGGAGCUGCUUUUACUGAUCUUGACCCCGAACUAGCACCACAAUUGAAGAACUCUUUUGCAAUCAAUAUGGCACCACCGGGUGGUAAGACUGAUAUCAAAGAACAAGUAGCUGCUGGUGUGCAAUCAACUCAAACAUCAUCUCCACCAAAAACUUCUAAAAAAGCAGCAGCAUCUCCACCGAAGAAUACCAAUAAAACACCAUCAUCACCACCAAAAAAGAAACCAGCUUCAACUUCUGCUUCUGCUUCCAAAAAACGUUCUGAACCAAGUGCAGCUGAAGAAUCUUCUCAGAAACGUAAAAAACCAAAACUUAUCAUUGAUACAUCAUCAGAAGAAAGUAAUGAAAGUGAUGAUGAACCAAUUUCUAAAUCUGCAAGUCAAAAAGCACCUGAAAAAAAUGGUAAUGCUCGUGAUUCUUCAAGUGAUUCUUCAAAUCGUAUAACUCCAAUUGAUCAAAAAGCAUUUAAAGAAGCUAAAGAAUCAAAAUCUUCAUCACAUUCGAGUACCAAACCAACUUCAGCAUCAACAACAGCUAAGAAAAGUUCUGUAUUUGGUAAAAGAAGAGACCCAAUAUCACGUAAAACUGAACCUGUUGAAAAAUCAUCAAGUCCUGUUAAACAACCUGCAAGUUUUGGAGGAUCAGAAUUUUUCAAUUUGAAAAAGGCUAAAAGAAAUCAAAAUCAAGCACCAGUUCAAACUACUGAAUCUUAUCAAUCAUCACCACCAACUACAGCAUCAUCGAAUGCACAGCCAUCAGCUCCAUCACAUUCAAAUGCAGCCAUUGAUAGUUCAUAUCGUCCAACAGCUGAAAGUAGUGAAUUAGUUGUUCAUGAAUCUGCACAAAAUUAUGUUCAACCAGCAGGUCCACAUACUUAUGAUCAUUAUUAUGAUAAUUGGAAUGGUUAUUAUGAAGAUCCAAAUUAUCAUAAUUAUUAUUAUGGAGAUCAAUAUUAUCAACAAUAUCCACCAUAUCAAGGUCAACAUUAUCCUCCUCAACCUCAACCACAACCACAAUCACAACCGGCUUAUGGAGAACCAUCUACAAGUACAGCUGUUGCAUCACCAAAAGUACAGCCAUCAUAUCCAGAAGGUUAUUAUCAACCACAACGUCCACAACCAGGUUAUCCAACACAAGAAGGUUAUCCAUAUUAUCCACCUCCUCCACAACCAAGAGGUUAUCCAUAUUAUCCACCUCCUCCUCAACCAAGAGGUUAUCCAUAUGGUCCUCCACCUCCUCAACCUUAUCCUACACAACCUGGUGGUGCUUAUGGAUAUGCUCAACCUUAUGGAGCUGCACCAUCUUAUCCACCUGGUGCUUUUAGUGCUGAUGCUGAAAAUGAAAUGCUUGUUGAAUCACCUCAAGAAGCUUUUGCAGAUGAAGUUUUAGAACAAUCUGAAAAUGAACAAGAAAAGAAAAAAGAUGGGCCUGAUAUUCCAGCUGAUCCAAGAAGACGUAAGAAAUGA
This is a messenger RNA of Hansenula ciferrii, 3225 nucleotides long. Its product is annotated as Histone-lysine N-methyltransferase. Gene Ontology annotation, cellular component: chromatin; nucleus. The transcript has a single exon. Gene Ontology annotation, biological process: regulation of DNA-templated transcription. Lineage: Eukaryota; Fungi; Ascomycota; Saccharomycetes; Phaffomycetales; Wickerhamomycetaceae. Gene Ontology annotation, molecular function: protein binding; histone H3K36 methyltransferase activity. Bases 1 to 3225 code for a protein of 1074 amino acids. The record is from RefSeq and is a predicted model, not a curated record.